AAGAGAUUGUGUAUUUGAAUGUAUCGCCUCUAGUGAAGCUUCAACAACGACGAGGAAGAGCAGCUCUGCAGCCUUCAGCGUUAUUAGCAUCACUUUCAGCUUUGGUCAUCUUGGAGCCGAGAAGCAGCCGGAGGAAGUCGAAAAACUUUAAGCAGCUUAAGGGAUUUUUUUGGGAUCAGAUAAGAGGAGCAUAUCAGUGAAACUGAGGAGCAAAGAUGAACCAAACAGCGUCCGUGUCUCAUCAGAUUGAGUGUCAGCCAGUCAAGGAUUCCAAGGAGUUUGUGGACGUCAGCCCCCCGCAGAGGAACUGGAAAGGCAUCGCCAUCUCCCUGCUGGUGAUCGUGGCGGUCUGCUCGCUCAUCACCAUGUCUGUGGUCGUCCUCACGCCUGCGGAGCUCCCCGGCAGCAGCAAGUCCAGGCUGACUGUGGCCGAUCUGUACAAACCGGAGUUCACCGUCCACGACCCAGAGGCCACGUGGGUCAGCGAUUCAGAGGUGGUGUACAGGAACCGGGACGGUCACGUCAUCAAGUUCAACUUCGCCUCCAACGAGACAGAAGUCAUUCUGACCAACAGCACGUUUGUGGCCUUCAAGGUGGUAAAGUACUCGCUCUCUGCAGAUCUGAAGUACGCGCUCUUCGCCUACGAUGUCAAACAGAUGUACAGAUAUUCAUACACGGCGUCUUACAUCGUUUACAACAUCUACACCAGGGAGGUAUGGGAGCUAAACCCUCCGGAGGUUCACAACGCGGUGCUCCAACACGCAGCUUGGGGAAGACAAGGCCAACAGCUGAUCUACAUCUUUGAGAAUAACAUCUACUACCAGUCUGAUGUGAACAGCAACUCUCUGAGAAUCACCUCCUCUGGGAUGGAGGGAGUCAUCUUCAACGGACUGGCCGACUGGUUGUACGAAGAGGAGAUUCUGCGUUCCCACUUGGCUCACUGGUGGUCGCCUGACGGAGAGCGACUGGCUUUCCUCACCAUCAAUGACACCCUGGUACCCAACAUGGUUCUGCCCCAGUUCACCGGCAACACCUAUCCCAAAGGACUACAGUACCCAUAUCCUAUGGCCGGUCAGAGAAACCCUGCCGUCAAGUUGUCGGUGGUCAACCUGUUCGGAGCGACACACACUCAAGAACUGCAGCCUCCAGAUCAGCUCAGGCUCAGCGAUUUCUACGUCACCAUGGUGAAGUGGCUCGGUAAUACUCACCUGGCAGUGCGGUGGGUCAACCGGCCCCAGAAUGCAUCAGUGCUGACGGUGUGUGACGCCACCAUAGCAGUCUGUCUUCAGAGACAUGAGGACUCUUCAGAGACGUGGCUCUCCAUGCAGGGACAGGAGCCGCUGUUCUCCAAGGACAGGAGCAGGUUUUUCCUCACUCUGCCCGUGAAACAAGGCGGUCACGGAGAUUUCCACCACAUCACAAUGUUCUCCAAGAAGUUACGAAGUGACCACGACGAAGUUCGACACUUAACGUCAGGAGACUGGGAGGUGACAAAAAUUGCCGCUUACGAUGAAAACAACCAGAUCAUAUACUUUCUGAGCACAGAGGACUCUGCACAACAAAGACAUUUAUACAGUGUGUCCACCCUCGGCCUGUUUCCACAACGAUGUCUCACCUGCGGACUCAAGGAAGAGUGUUCGUUCUUUGACGCCAACGUCAACCCCGAUGCACAGCACGCCCUGCACUGCAAAGGUCCUGGAGUUCCAGCUGUGCUGCUUCUCAGUUUCGAUGAUGUGGACUCAUAUUUCAUCUUAGAGAACAACCUUCCUCUGCGGUCGGCUCUGGAGACCAAAAAGAUGAUUCAGACUGAAAUCCGGAUGAUCACAAACGACAACUUUGAGCUGCCUCUGAAGCUCAUCUAUCCUCCUGACUUCUCUGAGUCCUACCUGUACGGCCUUCUUCUUAUUGUUGGCAGCUCCCUGGGCGCACAGGCGGCGACGGAGGAGUUUGGGCUGGACUGGGCCUCUGUGCUGGCGGGGUCCGAGCAGGUCAUCGUAGCUCGGCUCGACGGCAGAGGCUCUGGGUUCAGAGGACAGAGGGUUUUACAGCAGGUCCAUCAGAGGCUCGGCACGGUGGACGCAGAGGACCAGACAGCAGCUGUGGAAUACCUGGCGGAUCUGCCGUUCGUCGAUCGCACCCGUGUCGGAGUCUUCGGAGAGGACUACGGCGGCUUCCUCGCACUGACGCUGCUGAAGUCGACUGAGAAGCUGAUCAGAUGUGCUGCGGUGCAGGCUCCUGUCACCGACUGGUCCAUGUACGCCUCUGCCUUCUCCGAGAGAUACCUCGGCUCACCUUCAACUGAGAAGAACAGAUACCAAGCAUCCAGAGUUGUCACCAACAUGAAAGGUCUGCAGGGAGGAACUCUGUUUCUGGCUCACGGCACCGCAGACGCAAACGUUCACUUUCAGCACUCAGCGGAGCUCAUCAGACACUUGAUAAAGAUCGGAGCCAACUAUACUAUGCAGAUCUACCCAGACGAGGGACACUUCCUGUCAAGACGCAGCCGGAUCCAGCUGACUCACUCCCUGAAUGGUUAUUUUAGAGGAUGUCUGCUUGACGCAUCAUCAUUACUCGACCAACAACAACGGGACGACGAGUGAGAGGAAACGUGGUCAUUAUUACUGGACCGUGUGUCUUUAUGAGUCGAUGUGCCCCUGCUUGACUGUGUGUGUGUGUGUGUGUGUGUGUGUGUGUGUGUGUGUGUGUGUGUGUGUGUGUGUGUGUGUGUGUGUGUGUGUGUGUGUGUGUGUGUGUGUGUGUGUGUGUGUGUUUUAUACCUGUAGAACAACAUUUGAUGGACAAAACAAGCUUCUUCCCAACAUAUCAGAUAUAGUUUCUAUCGCUCAUCACCUCAGUAGAAUAUAGCUCCUACAGUCGGCUACCAUGAUGCAAACAGGUCAUUCAGAGAGAUAUCCCCUCUCUCUCACUGACAGAACAGACAAAAUGUUUAAUUUUUUUUUUGGUGUCAUGGCAAGAUUUGCAAACUAUACAAAAUGUGUGGGAAGUUUGGAGGAGGUGAUAAAAUGACUUUCUUUAUGAAGCCAACCUACACUCUAAAAACCAUGACAGGCUUCUGUCUGCACAGUCUCCGCAAAACAUUUUGUGAAAUUAGCACACAUUUUUACGUGUUAUUUGUAGGCCUUCUUUCUAUGUAAAGGUGUGAUAACUGCAGCUUCAAAUCUUAAAGUAUUUCUGUACAACAUUAAAUAUUCAUUAGCAAAAAUCUAAAUUAAAGUUUGACAACCUUUAUUAUCGUAUAUAGUAUAGCACCUUUCAAAGGCUGGAGCAAUUUAAAGUACUUUAAAGAUGACUCACAAGCUGAUUAUAAGACCGAAGUAAGCAAUUUGAGACUUGAAAUAUGAUGAAAAUGUAAUAAACAAUAAAAUAGAUAUGUAUUUAAAUAACAAAACAAAUACUAGAGAGUAAAACAUUAUUACAAUCAAAUAAAUUAUUAAAUAAAAUAAUGACUCAAAAAAUAAAUGAGUCAAAUGUUGCUCAAUCCUGAUUGGUGCACAGAAAUGUGUUACAUCCCAACUGAGCCCCGCCCAUUUCAAACUAGUGAGAAAAGCACAAAAAUGUGAAGUAACACAAACUUUUCUGACUUUUAACAGGCAAUUUGUGGUGUUUUUCAUAAAUUACCCAUUUUCUUACGAUUUCAAAUCGUAAGAAAAAGAUAGCGCUGCAGCGCUAUCCUAUUGCGUGCAGAGGGAAUUUGAAAGACAACCGUUUAUCCCGCCCCUCGGAUUGAGCCCUGCCAAUGGUGAGUUCCCAGACCUCAACAUCUGGAUGUGGGUCUGGCUUGUCAGGCUACCAAUCUGGUCCAUCCGUGGGACAUGAAACCAAUUUAAAAAGGCACAUUUAUGACAUCAUUGAUCCUCCAAAGCUUCCUGUAUAGGAAAAGACUAUACAUUAAUUUUAAAGAACAACGGAACAUGACAAAGCCUGACAGCGUCAUGGCAACAUCUCUUAUUGCUAAAACUUCAUCUGAAAGGGAUUAACUUGCAGGGAAACCUAAUACGUCGUGUGUAAGCAAUCAAAAAGCAGACACCGUUCACUCAGCAUCAGUCAUGUUAGGUCCUGGAUAUUUAUGUUGGCAUGGUUACCUGUUUUACAAAUAAGGUUACAGAUUUUGAAGUCAUUAAGCCUUUAAUCAGACAGCAAGAGUGCUAAACAGAUGGACAGUACUUAUUUAUUACACUGUCUCCUUGUCAGUAUAUUACCUGAGAUUUAGUUAUUUUAUUAUUUACCGUGUCACAACAAUUUUCUUUUGAUAUAUAAUUAAAAAAAAAAUUCUAAAUAUUGAGCUUAAAGGGGCAAUAAGUGCAGUUGUUCUCUUCCCAUAGCACAUAUGGCUCACUACAUAGAUAUUUAUAGAACAUUAUAUCUCUGGCUCACCAUCUAUCUGCAGCAGCUUCAUACUCUUUAUCUGGCCUCUUUCUGUUUGGACCUUUUAUCUUCACACAAAUCUGCAGCUGGUUUAUUGCAGUUUUUUUAACAUGACGAUAAACUGUGUAACCUUGUUACAAGGAGUUUGCAUUGAAUUCCUGCUGUAAUGUCAUUAAAUAGCUGCAGGGUAUAUUUUCUAUGGUUUUAUAUUUUCUACUGGUUGCCAUAACAGUCUUACGUAAACCGCCUGAUGUUCCUUCAAAUCCUUGGCUGAUAGAACAUACUAAUAUUAUUUUUGUUUUGUAAACUUGAUUUGGAGGAACUCAUGUCCUAAUUUAUUCGUUAGAAUUCAUCUGGAUGAAUUAUUUCAAGUGCAGUUGCCCUUCACUUGUGCAUUUCCAGCUGCUAAAAAUGUGGCUUUUGUUUAGAAACACUCCCAUUUGAUAGUGUUAUACAUAAAGCAUUGUAAUUAAAAGGCAUCUUAAGUGUUACGGGCAACACAGUGCCAUAGCAAGAGAGCCUUCCUCACUGUGAUUAUGCAGACAAUUACUGUCGGCCAUGAAUCACAGUGAGGAAGGUCCUCAGUGCUGUCAUAGCUUUUAGAGGAGCCAACAUGUGCUCAGUGUCUAGAGUUUCAUUUCCAAACUGCUAUUAACACGUGAGGAGAAAAACAUCCGUUAAUCUCAAAUUGUGAUAAUCCCCUACAUUGCAUGGCUAUUGGUUGUUAUGCCAACCUGUCGGUAGCCUUGGAUACAGCUACUCUCGGGCUGGUGAUGCAACAUCUUCAACGUCGUGUGCCAGCUUAACAGCAAAAGAGCCACCUGCUGAACAGUCCCGCUGCCUGUGCUCUGUAACAGUCGAGUCCAGUUUAAAGAAACCGUGUGUGAAGUCAUGGUUAUUGUUUUGAAUGGGGUUUUUACUGUGAGUUUAACUUGAUUUAUUGAUUUUCUGGGUGGGAAACAUUGUGGGUGAGGGGUGAAUAGAGAAAAAGUUAUUGUAUUUUUUGGCUGUUUUAAUAUUAAAGAAACAUGAAUGAGC
Messenger RNA from Perca fluviatilis (European perch), 5424 nucleotides. Its product is annotated as inactive dipeptidyl peptidase 10-like. The transcript is spliced from 27 exons. The record is from RefSeq and is a predicted model, not a curated record. Bases 216 to 2600 code for a protein of 794 amino acids. Gene Ontology annotation, biological process: proteolysis. Gene Ontology annotation, molecular function: dipeptidyl-peptidase activity; serine-type peptidase activity. Lineage: Eukaryota; Metazoa; Chordata; Actinopteri; Perciformes; Percidae.